UAUUAACAAGUAAUAAGAACGGGAUUGACUAAUAAGUCUGUUGGCCUUUUUAUAUUUAGUAAUAAUAUUUUUUAUUAAGAUACAAAUAUUGGCCAUUUGUAUUUAUGAUGACGCCAAAGCAUUUUGGAGGGAGCCAAUCAAAAAGCAAAGACACGUCUCAACCACAACUUUAUCAAUGUUACAUCGACGUGACCGAGUUACUUUAUCCAGGAAGUAAUUAAUUAAUUAACGAUAUGACGAGUGAAUACAUUGAUAAAUAAUCAAUAAUUCAGGAACGAGGACUCGUGUAGUCACACAGCUGUACACAUACAAUCCGUCUAGCAUGUUGAAGAAAACUGGGAUAGAAAGAGAUAUUUUUGGGUUAAACGCUGGAAAGGAGCCAAAAGAGAAAGAUAAGAAAGAGAAAGGAAAUAUUAAAGAGAGACCGAUGUCUGCGGCUUUGUCAGUCACACAAGAAGCAGAGACGCCAAGUGUUCCUUUAACCACAGAAGCUGGUGAUCCUGUUGUUGUUCUGAUUGAACUGGAACUAUACACUCCCCUUAUACAGUGUCGUGCUAAGAUUGAUUUUACGAACGCUUUGGAAGAGAUGAUAACGACAACUAAAGUGCACGAUCCUUAUCCUUACACAAUUCAGUUGGCAGAAGAACAAUAUUUGAAUAGCAUCAGAAAAUUAGUAGACACCAUUACGGAGGGUUAUAGAGAUUUUAUUGAAAAAAAUAAUACCAGCCAAAAUCAAGUGGAUGGCUCAGUAAUGGAAUCGUGUAAUGAAACUGAAAUUGAAAAUUCUUCAAGUUCUAAAAUAUUUUCUGAAAAAAGCAAAAGUACUCAACCUGAAUCACUUAAGGUUUUCGGAUCGGACGAAUUAUCGCGAUUUAUACGAUAUCUUUACGAGACAGGUUUGUACGUUGCCAUUCAAAGUACAUUGAAAAAGAAAAUGAUCUUUUUGUUAGAUCAAAAAUUCAAGUCAAAAAUGCACAUAUUGCAUUCCAAAGAGGGUCAAGAUUUCAUUGCAACGGCCUAUAUAUAUUUGACAGAGCAAAUGCACUUGGCGAUAAAUAAAGAAGUAGAAGGUCACGUUAUCAAUAAGCAACAUUUGGAAUCUACCAAUUUGAUAAACUACUGUUACUAUGCUGAGGAAGCUGAUGAAUUAAAUCAUAUAGAUGACGCAAAACGAUAUCACAGAACAGUGAACAAUUAAAAUAAUUAAACAUUUAGCUGGAA
Cephus cinctus (wheat stem sawfly) is the source of this 1221-nucleotide messenger RNA. RefSeq lists its product as uncharacterized. Gene Ontology annotation, cellular component: extracellular exosome; motile cilium. Gene Ontology annotation, biological process: cilium assembly; cilium movement. Lineage: Eukaryota; Metazoa; Arthropoda; Insecta; Hymenoptera; Cephidae. The record is from RefSeq and is a predicted model, not a curated record. The transcript is spliced from 6 exons. Bases 323 to 1198 code for a protein of 291 amino acids.